ACACAUUCACUACUAAUUAGCCACACUCAAUUGUUGAGAGUACUAAUUCCUUAACUCUUAGAAAUGGCUAAGUUUUCUGUAUCCUCCAUUUCCCUUGUUCUCACAUUGAACAUUCUCUUCUUCACUAUAGUUAGUUCUACUUAUGUCCCAUGCCCACCACCCACAAAUCCCAAAUACCACCCCACCCCUACAUCCUCUACCCCUACACCCUCUGCCCUAUCCCCCUCUCCCUCUACCCAGUCUACCCCCUCUACCCCAUCAACCCCAUCUAAUCCUACCCCUGCUACCCCAUCAAUUUUAUCACCUCUAUCUACCCCUAAACCCUCUACCACACCCACCCCAUCAUCAAAAGGAAAGUGCCCACAGGAUGCACUAAAGCUAAGAGUGUGUGCCAACUUGUUAAAUGACUUAUUGCACCUUAUUGUUCAUAGUAGCCCAGCUCAAACUCCAUGCUGCUCUCUAAUUCAAGGACUUGCUGAUCUCGACGCUGCUGUUUGCCUUUGCACUGCCAUUAAGGCUAAUGUAUUGGGAAUUAAUCUGGAUGUUCCUCUUUCUAUCAACUUGUUGCUCAACAACUGUGGAAAGUAUGUCCCUGAAAACUUCCAAUGUGCAUGAUUAAGAUAACGCAGUUUCAACUGCAUAUGUAUUUUGUUUCAGUGUGUUUGGAAUAUCUUGAAUAAGAAAGGCUACUAGUAGUCUUCUUUUUAUUGUAUCUUAUUUUCAUCAGGAGUAAUAAAUGACAUGCACGUUUGAUACAUAUAA
This is a messenger RNA of Lycium barbarum (goji berry), 762 nucleotides long. RefSeq names its product lipid transfer protein EARLI 1-like. Lineage: Eukaryota; Viridiplantae; Streptophyta; Magnoliopsida; Solanales; Solanaceae. The transcript has a single exon. The record is from RefSeq and is a predicted model, not a curated record. The coding region runs from base 64 to 615 and encodes 183 amino acids.